AGCGUCGCUACACUUUGUGCCAAGCUUUCUGUAGGGGUAGUUUGAUUCGCCGCCAUGAUACGAUACGUCGCAGUCCUAGUGCUUCUCGCCGCGGCGCGGGCGAUGCCUGCGCUCGAUAAAGAGCCCAAUGAAAUCGGAGUUUUCGGGUCCAUAUUAGGAGUUGUGAAGGAGUGUGUUGACGGAGAUACGUCCUUGUGCAUAAAGGAGAAGACGUUGAAAUAUGUGGAGGCUGUGAACUCCGCGCGGGAGUUGGACCUUGCUGAUGGUGUGGCCAUCCUUAGCAAUGGUUCGCCAAGGUCAGCUAGGGCCUUGGAGCCUCUGUCUGAAGAACCCAAGGCCAGGGAAGCUCAGAUCGAGUCCAGGCUGGUUGACUCAGCUGCUGAUUUCUUGGAGAACCAUGUGAUCCAGUUCAAACUUCCCUCAUCUGCCGUUGAAGGCAUGAAGAGGUCUCUUGAGGAAGCUCGUGGCAAGAAGAAGAAGAUCAAGCAGCUCCUGCCCCUCCUUGCUCUUGCCAAGCUCAAGAUCACCGCCCUCAUCCCUCUGUUCCUCGGUAUCAUCGCCUUCGCUGCUGCCAAGGCUGUCCUCCUUGCCAAGAUCUCUCUCCUGGUCGCUGGUAUCAUUGCUCUGAAGAAGCUUUUGGCAAGCAAACACCAUGAAACCAGCUACGAGGUGGUCGCCCACCCUCACCAUGAGGAGCAUUACGCCAGCAGCGGCCACGGCUGGGGAAGAUCCAUCGAUGAUGGACAGGAUCUAGCCUACGCUGCUCACGUUAAGUCCGAUUAAAGCCCUGGAAUUCCCAAGGAGCUAUUCUAAGUCCAACCCUAAUUUGUAACAUAGUAUGAAACGGAAUGUACUGAGUUUAUUUAUUGUAGUUAUUAAGGCGUAUUUAUUUAAUAUUCUACGAAGAAUUUCCCUUUGUAAGGGAUUUUUACCGAAGACGCGUUUUGUUACUGUUUUCCCAUAAAUGUUGUUCUAAGUUUGUAUGGUCUUCUAUACUGUACUAUAUUAGUAUUUUCCAACCCUAUACGGUAUCCGUAUUUGUGUAUUUUGUUCUUCAAAAUAUUUUUAUUUAACUCUUUUAGUUUUAUCGUCUAGUCCUUUCUUACCUAAGUCUUUAUUUUAUUAUCGUAGACUAUAUUGACUAUGGUUAUAAUGUGUAUGUAUUUGUGAUUUUAUUUUUUUGUGAUAUUAUUAACAUUUAUUUAUUAACUCUUAUUUAUGAUCUUUAAAGUAUAUAUAUUUAUAUAUUUUACAUAGCUGCACUAUAUUCUCCACAUAUCUCACCUAUCUUAUACAUAACUAUAUAACAUAAUCGUAUAAUAACAAGCCCACCUUACAUUUACUCACAAUAUCGUAUAAUAAUCUGUAUCUCAACAUAUACAUGUAUAAUAAUUACUUAUAUUAUUAUGUAUGUGCCAGUAUAUAAGUACAAACAUAUGAUAUGUAUAUGUAUACCAUUGUUUCUACGUACAUAUUGAUACUUCGACUAUUUCUUUAAUGAUUCGUACAAAUAAAGAACUGAAAAUGUUA
Molecule: messenger RNA, 1530 nt
Organism: Spodoptera frugiperda (fall armyworm)
Lineage: Eukaryota; Metazoa; Arthropoda; Insecta; Lepidoptera; Noctuidae
Gene: Osi9
Exons: 3
Coding region: 55-783 (242 amino acids)
Source: RefSeq, a predicted model, not a curated record